This is a messenger RNA of Drosophila grimshawi, 975 nucleotides long. RefSeq lists its product as uncharacterized. The record is from RefSeq and is a predicted model, not a curated record. NCBI's taxonomy places the organism in Eukaryota, Metazoa, Arthropoda, Insecta, Diptera, Drosophilidae. The transcript is spliced from 2 exons. Bases 1 to 975 code for a protein of 324 amino acids.
AUGUGGAUCAAAAUUCAGCUUUGGUAUCUGGUCCAAGAGGCUCAAUUCAUAUAUAAGCAUUUGACUUCAUUACUGCGUAAGCGUUUAGUGCUCAAAUGUUCGUGGCCUGUAUAUAUUCUGGCAGUUGUGCAGAUACUAUUGAUAAUUUUUCUAAGCUGGAAACUAUUCAGGAAAUGGGCACAGAUAGACUUUGCUGAAUUUAAUUACAUUACAAGCCACAUAAUUGGUGUAGUGCAUCUAAUUUUUGCUCUGCAUCUCAGCCUACAUGUUUUCUAUCACCUGUUGCAUACAGCGCUUCUACAAUCACUGAAUCUAUUAGUACAACAACUACACAUACCCAAGGAUCUAAAGCUUCUGCGUCAACUGUUGUAUGUGCAACCGUCGUUGAAGAGAAUGCAACAUGUGGCUGCGUAUUACUUCAGUGCAACCUUUUGUUGGUUCUACUUUCUACUAUGUCUCAGAGGUGGCGUCCUUGUCAACAACUUUAGAUACGACGAUACAACCCUGAACCAGAACAAAAAGAGUCUGAAUGAUAUCGAGGAUGAAGCCGAUUGGGUGAAUAUUGAAGCACCACCAACUCGGGACCAGCAGCUGAGAACGGCUGCAUUGGAUCUGAUGUGGCCAGUUUGCAUGUUAUUCCCACUGAUCUGUGCCGCCUAUGUGCAACAGCGAGAAUAUAAGAAACUGAUGAAUGGAAUCUGGAAAAUAGAUUUUCCACGCACAAAGAAAGCAGUCAAAAAGGACAUCGUAAGCUUUCUGCUUAGCACACGAAUGUCUAUGGUUGACUUUCGUCCUCGUUCUAUCAAUUUUAUGGCUUGGAAACCAAAAUCGGAUGUGGAUGUGGUUCAAAUAGCUGGCAUUGUCACAGGAUACAAAAUGAUACUGCAUGUGGUGCUCUGCACCACCAUCGUUGACUUUAUGAAGCAAAUGGAUUUAAGGCGCUAUGAAAAUUAUCUCAAACAGAACUUGGACUAA